AUUGCGAGAAGAAGUGAAAGAUGAGUGAUCCGGUAAAAUGCUGCAGUGUUUUUGCUAAAGUUGUUCUCAUUCUCUUAAACAUCUUUUACCUGAUUCUUGGUUUGUGUCUCAGUGGGGCUGGAAUUUACGCUUUGACUAACAUAGAACAUUUCAACAAUGUGGUCGGGUCUGACUUUAAAAUUGAAGCAGGAAUCCUCGUCGGGGUUGGUAUCAUCACAAUAUUAACUGCUGUACUGGGAAUAACUGCUGCUGCAGCGAGUCUAUGGCCGCUAUUAAUACUAUAUUGCUUCCUCAUACUGUUGCUAAUAGGGAUACAGGUUGGGGCUGGAGUCACUGCGUUUGUAUAUAAAGAUGAAGUAAAAGAUAGAGUGACUGCUCAGAUUAUUAAGUUCAUGAGAAACUACACCACCAAUCAGUCCAGUCCGGUCUAUAAUGAGGACGGAAAUGAAGUUCUUGACUUUAUUCAGGAGAAUUUCCGCUGCUGCGGGUUUCAAUUUGGUUUCUACGACUGGAUGUUGGUCAACAUAGGAUACGUGCUCUCUCAUGCCAGCCUACCUGAAAGCUGUUACUGUCACGAUGAUAAUGACGCCAUCAUAACUCAGAACACGACUGAGUGUAGCGUGUAUCCUCCUUACACUCUGCCUGUAGUCCCGUCCAACCUUCAUCUACCAGCUGGUGUUACUAUACCUCCCAAUAUUGCUAGUUUCAUUGGGUUCAACGUCACACUGAGCAUAUGGAGAAGAAAUUGUCAAGAAGCCGUAGUGAGUUAUCUCAAACACAAUUUAAUUGCAUUCGGAGCUGUAGCUGUCACAGUAGCAGCUGCUCAGAUCCUGACAUUUUUCUUUUCAUGUGGUCUGGUAGUCUGUGUACUGGUUGCUAAUAAAAGAAAAAGACAUGCUCUCCAUGUACAGGAGCUGGCCUACACACAGAUGGAGUCUUAUCCUGACGAUAACGACAGCUUCACCAGCAGCACCAACACUUUAGAAGGUGGUGACUCUCAAUAUAAGAGAUUUGACUAAGAACUACGUGAUUUAAUCAUUAUGCAUGCUGAAUUCACAUUUGUGUGUGUUUGUAUGCAAUUGAACUCAUCAUUUUUAUCAUUCUGUACCUCAUCAGUGUCAUAUCAAUGUUGUAGAUUCAUGACAUAUACUUGUUCAUUGUAUAUACAGUGGUUAGUUUUUAAUUGUGUUUCGUCUAAUAUUGUAUGGAUAUUGUGGUUUAUGGAUAUUGUGGUUAAUAUUGUAUAGAUAUUGUGGUUAUAGUGUGGGAUUAUUGUUGAAAUGAAA
Molecule: messenger RNA, 1286 nt
Organism: Amphimedon queenslandica
Lineage: Eukaryota; Metazoa; Porifera; Demospongiae; Haplosclerida; Niphatidae
Product: tetraspanin-7-like
Exons: 7
Coding region: 21-1019 (332 amino acids)
Cellular component (GO): plasma membrane
Source: RefSeq, a predicted model, not a curated record